Calliphora vicina (urban bluebottle blowfly) is the source of this 759-nucleotide messenger RNA. RefSeq names its product troponin C-like. The transcript has 6 exons. NCBI's taxonomy places the organism in Eukaryota, Metazoa, Arthropoda, Insecta, Diptera, Calliphoridae. Gene Ontology annotation, cellular component: myosin II complex. Bases 125 to 586 code for a protein of 153 amino acids. Gene Ontology annotation, molecular function: calcium ion binding. The record is from RefSeq and is a predicted model, not a curated record.
GAACUUUUAGCCAACUACAGAGCAGAGCAGAAUACAUAUUCAAACUAAUUCGAUCUGAUCGAAAGGAUCUAGUUGCUUCAAUUCAAUUCCCCCUUAACUUUUGGAUUAAUAUAUUUCAAACAAAAUGGCUGAACAAGAAUACGACAAGGAACAACUCAGAAUCAUGCGCAAUGCCUUCAAAGCCUUCGAUCCUGAGGAUAAAGGUAUGAUUGAACAUGCCGAUGUCAUACAAAUUCUAGAAAUUCUUGGUCAAAAACUCGACGAUAAAGCCGUUAAGGCCCUAAUCAAAGAAGUCGACAAGGGCAAUUCCGGCAAAUUGGACUUCAAACAGUUCUGUAAAAUUGCCUCUCGUUUUGUGGAAGUUGAUGAAGAUGGUCCAGUGUUGAUGGGUGAAUUAAAGGAAGCCUUCCGUAUCUACGACAGAGAGGGCAAGGGUUAUAUAACAGUAUCAGUGUUGCGCACCAUUCUUAAGGAAUUGGAUGACAAAUUAUCGGCCAAAGAAUUGGACAUGAUCAUUGAGGAAAUUGAUGCUGAUGGUUCGGGUACUGUUGAUUUUGAUGAAUUCGUGCAAGUAAUGAAUGGUUAAGUUUGUGAAAUACAUUAAGUCCUUGGGUUACUGAUGCGGAGGUAUACAACCCAUUUUUUACAGAUCUAUGAGUUUUUUUUUAGCUCAAUUGUUUUUUGUUAUUUAUAAAAUAAAAUAUACAAAAGUUUAAUAAAACAAAAGGUAAAUGCUAAAUUAUAAAGCAUUAAAGCAAA